This is a messenger RNA of Solanum pennellii, 1506 nucleotides long. Its product is annotated as malate dehydrogenase, glyoxysomal-like. Gene Ontology annotation, cellular component: cytoplasm; chloroplast. The coding region runs from base 200 to 1258 and encodes 352 amino acids. The record is from RefSeq and is a predicted model, not a curated record. Gene Ontology annotation, biological process: malate metabolic process; tricarboxylic acid cycle. Gene Ontology annotation, molecular function: L-malate dehydrogenase (NAD+) activity. The transcript has 9 exons. NCBI's taxonomy places the organism in Eukaryota, Viridiplantae, Streptophyta, Magnoliopsida, Solanales, Solanaceae.
GAACUGUGAAGAUAAGUUUAUAGUGCUUGGGCUAAAAUAAUAAAUAAUUAAAUUUCACACAUCUCAAUAAACGGUGUCGUCAUCAUUCCGGUUUCUUCUUCUUGAUCGCUUUACUUAUAAAUCAUUUUAUCUCUAAAUUCAUUUCAACUGUCUCUGUUUUUUCCUUGUAAUAUAAUUUCAUUCUCAAACGAAAUCCAAUAUGCAGCGAAGUGCUGAACGAAUCGCCACCAUCUCAGCCCAUCUUAACCCUCCUCCUUCUUCUCACCAGAUGGAGGGAUUGAGCGCAGCUAACUGCAGGGCGAAAGGGGGUUCUCCGGGGUUCAAAGUUGCGAUCUUGGGUGCUGCAGGAGGUAUUGGUCAGCCACUUGCAAUGCUUAUGAAGAUGAAUCCUUUGGUUUCGGUUCUGCAUCUUUAUGAUGUUGCAAAUACCCCUGGUGUAACUGCUGAUAUUAGCCACAUGGAUACUGGUGCUGUGGUUCGUGGUUUUCUAGGACCUCAACAAUUAGAAGAUGCUCUCACUGGCAUGGACCUUGUAAUAAUCCCUGCUGGUGUUCCUAGAAAACCAGGCAUGACAAGAGAUGAUCUUUUCAACAUAAAUGCAGGAAUCGUGAAGACUUUAUGUGAAGGAAUUGCAAAGUGCUGUCCUAAGGCCAUUGUCAAUAUAAUUAGUAAUCCUGUAAACUCUACAGUACCAAUUGCUGCAGAGGUUUUCAAGAUGGCUGGCACCUUUGAUCCCAGGAGACUUUUAGGUGUCACUAUGCUUGAUGUCGUCAGAGCCAAUACUUUUGUGGCUGAAGUUUUGGGGCUUGAUCCUAGGGAAGUGGAUGUUCCAGUUGUCGGGGGCCAUGCUGGUGUUACAAUUCUACCUCUUCUUUCCCAGAUUAAGCCUCCUUGUUCUUUUACCCCAGCGGAAACUGAACAUUUAACAUCUCGUAUACAAAAUGGUGGAACUGAGGUCGUUGAGGCAAAAGCUGGUGCUGGUUCGGCAACUCUCUCUAUGGCAUAUGCUGCGGUUAAAUUUGCUGAUGCAUGUUUGCAUGGAUUGAGAGGAGAUGCUGCUAUUAUUCAAUGUGCCUUUGUGUCUUCCCAGGUGACUGAACUUCCAUUUUUUGCAUCAAAAGUACGGCUUGGGCGUAGCGGAGUUGAAGAGAUAUUCCCCCUUGGUCCCCUAAAUGAAUACGAGAGGACUGGGCUUGAGAAGGCAAAGAAAGAGCUGGCAACAAGUAUCCAGAAGGGCGUCGGGUUUGUCAAGAAAUGAGCAGACAACUAAGUGACUUCCAAAAGAUGCUUUUCUUUUUUUGUUGGCCAUACAUCUCAUAUCUCCAGUUUCAGAAAAAUAAGAUACUCCUGUUUCUUUGUUGUAUUGAAGGCAAAUCUUGUUCUACUUUCUACAGAUAUGCCUCGAGUGCAGAAAAUAAACGUAGUAUCUGGUCAUGUAGAACAAACUUGCAAGUAUUACUCCCUCUAGUUCAUAAUAAUUAAAUUUUUGUGCUUUUUUUUUUUCAA